AUGGACGGCCCCGAGCAGAUUGGGCCUGACCACAGCCCGCGAAAGACGGUCGGCGACAAGGUUCGUCGCGUGGUGAAGGCUUUUACAACGAGGGACGGCCUCAUCGGAGACUAUGAUUACGGCUACCUUUUUACGCCGCGACUGCCCUUCACCAAGCGGGCUCGCAAGUCGACGCCGUUCUUCGGGUUGGAAGAUCGCAUGCCGAUUAUGCUGGCACUGAUUCUGGGACUGCAGCAUGCUCUUGCCAUGCUGGCUGGUGUUAUUUCGCCCCCCAUCAUUCUGGGCGGCUCCUCCGGCGUGAACUUCGGAGACGAGCUCUACCAAUAUCUCGUGUCGACUUCCUUGAUUGUAUCGGGCCUUCUGAGUGCAAUGCAGAUGGCGCGAUUCCACAUAUACGGCACAAAGUACUACGUCGGAACCGGGCUCCUGUCCGUGGUCGGAACAUCUUUCUCCACCAUCACCGUGGCCACGGGCGCCUUCUCCCAGAUGUACAAGUCCGGCUACUGCCCCCUUGACGCAGAUGGCAAUCGACUCCCCUGCCCUGCCGGCUACGGCGCCCUCCUGGGAACAUCCUGCCUCUGCGCGCUACUCGAAAUCGGCCUCUCCUUCAUGAGCAGCCGCAUUCUCUCUCGCGUCUUCCCUCCCCUCGUCACCGGACCCACGGUGCUCCUCAUCGGCGCCUCGCUCAUCAAAUCCGGCAUGCAGGAUUGGGCCGGCGGCUCGGGGUGUGUGCCCGCCUCAUCGACCGCGACACGACCUCUGUGUCCCAGCGCGAGCGCACCGCACGCAUUGCCAUGGGGCAGCCCCGAGUUCAUCGGACUGGGCUUCUUGGUCUUUGUCACGAUUAUCCUGUGCGAGCGUUUUGGUCCGCCCAUUCUGAAGAGCUGCGCCGUUGUGGUGGGCUUGCUGGUCGGCUCGAUUGUGGCGGCGGCAUGCAAUUACUUCGAAGAUUCGGGCAUCACUGCGGCGCCGGUGGCGUCCUUCGCGUGGGUGCACACAUUCCCGCUGAAGGUCUAUCCACCCCUGAUUCUGCCGCUGCUGGCGCUGUACAUUGUCAUUAUGAUGGAGUCUAUCGGUGACAUCACCGCGACCUGCGACGUGUCCCGGCUUGCGGUGGAGGGAGCGACGUUCGACUCGCGCAUUCAGGGCGGCGUGCUGGGCAACGGCAUCACCUGUUUACUGGCGGGGCUGAUGACCAUCAGCCCGAUGUCGGUGUUUGCGCAGAACAACGGCGUCAUCGCGCUGACCAAGUGCGCCAACCGCACCGCGGGCUUUUUCUGCUGCUUCUUCCUGGUGAUCAUGGGCAUCUUCUCCAAAUUCGCCGCGGCGCUGGUGGCCAUCCCCAGCGCUGUGCUGGGCGGCAUGACCACGUUCUUGUUCAGCAGCGUGGCCGUCUCCGGUAUCCGUAUUAUCUCGACCAUCGACUUUACCCGCCGCAACCGCUUCAUUCUCACCGCCAGCUUCUCCUUGGGCAUGGGCAUCACGCUUGUCCCGGAUUGGUGGGCAUAUGUCUUCUCCUACAGCGGAGACAACCAUGCGCUCUCGGGCCUGCUGAAUGCAGUGGAUCUAGUCAUGGAGAACGGAUUCGCCGUCUGUGCUAUCCUGGGCGUGUUCCUUAAUCUGGUCAUCCCCGAGGAGCCGGAUGAUGUCCCGGCUGUGUUCCAUGCGACUGAGUCUGAGGACGGGCAAACCCAGACGGCGACUCCUGUGCAGGCCGCCUCUGGGAAAAUGGAGCAGCAGCCUCCGAGUAGAUGA
This is a messenger RNA of Penicillium canariense, 1755 nucleotides long. RefSeq names its product nucleobase:cation symporter-2 family protein. Lineage: Eukaryota; Fungi; Ascomycota; Eurotiomycetes; Eurotiales; Aspergillaceae. Gene Ontology annotation, biological process: xanthine transport; transmembrane transport. The transcript is spliced from 4 exons. Bases 1 to 1755 code for a protein of 584 amino acids. The record is from RefSeq and is a predicted model, not a curated record. Gene Ontology annotation, molecular function: xanthine transmembrane transporter activity. Gene Ontology annotation, cellular component: membrane; fungal-type vacuole.